AUGGCACUGUAUCCCAGUGCAGAUCAAUUAGACAAGUCUGCCACGGCAUUGUCUCGGAACACUGACUUGACACCCAAGCAUACAAUCCAAGCACACGCAGGCGCUGUGCAUGUCGCACGAUACAAUCCUGGCGGUCGGUAUCUGCUGACAGGUGGUGGCGAUCAGCAAAUUCACUUAUGGAAUGCAAAGACAGGCGUUUCGGAUGAGGUCGAUUCGAAAGGUCGCUCGCCAUGCAUCCAGCGCUACAGCGCGCAUUCCUACGAAGUGCUGUGUCUGGACAUAGCGCCAGAUAGCAUGAGGUUCGCCAGUGCCGGGCCAGAUCGAGCAGUAAUGCUAUGGGAUGUUGCAACGGGUCAAGUAUUCCGCCGCUUUCACUCACACACAGGUCGAAUCCAUGACGUGAGAUUCGCCGGUGCACAUGACGAUGGUAGCCUCUUGUACACGGGAGGUAGUGACAAGACUUUGCGUGCAUUUGAUUUGCGCGCAUCGAAUGCAUGGCGACCGAUCUGGGAAGCAAGUGAUGCGCAGGAUGCUAUUCUCGCACUAGCUCCCACACCUAACUGCGUCCACACGGCAUCCGUAGACGGCGCGUUACGCACCUAUGACGUACGCAUGGGUCAGUUACGCACAGAUACGCUCGAUGAGCCCAUCACAUCCCUGACGCCAACGAAGGACGGGGCCGCCGUGCUUGUGACACAGCUCUCAUCUACGCACCGACUCAUGGACUUGGCCGAUGGAACGCAAUUGCAGUGUUUCCAGGGCCACACGCAGAACGCAUUCCGCUGUCACUCAGACCUUUCGCGCGACGAAGCAGUCGUAUUUAGUGGAGAUGAAACAGGGCACUUGUACGCUUGGGAUACUCUGAAAGGCCGGGUCAAAUGGGCGCAUAAGCCGGACAUGCGUGGCAGUCUGAGACACCGCCGCGCACCGCACGUGCCUGUGACGAUCCUGUGGACCGAAACAUGUCCAGACGAGCAGGAUCCCCAGGUUGUCACGGCAUCUUCCUGUGGCACAGUGCAUGUUUGGUCGCGCUAG
Messenger RNA from Malassezia globosa CBS 7966, 1035 nucleotides. RefSeq lists its product as uncharacterized. Lineage: Eukaryota; Fungi; Basidiomycota; Malasseziomycetes; Malasseziales; Malasseziaceae. The transcript has a single exon. Bases 1 to 1035 code for a protein of 344 amino acids. Gene Ontology annotation, biological process: mRNA splicing, via spliceosome. Gene Ontology annotation, molecular function: protein binding. Gene Ontology annotation, cellular component: catalytic step 2 spliceosome. The record is from RefSeq and is a predicted model, not a curated record.